Eruca vesicaria subsp. sativa (arugula) is the source of this 390-nucleotide messenger RNA. The record is from the annotation of a GenBank genome assembly. NCBI's taxonomy places the organism in Eukaryota, Viridiplantae, Streptophyta, Magnoliopsida, Brassicales, Brassicaceae.
AUGCCUUCAAGAGGGUGGAACUCAAUAUGCUCUUUUUGUCUUACACAUCAGUCUUGUUGGGAUCAAAAACCUACUUUUCAAUGCCUGAAACGGGAUGUACUCCCAUAUCUCAGCUGGGUUGGACCGCAUUGUUUGUAUGCUUGCUUGGAGAAGGCUCUCAAGUCGGGUGAUAAAUGGCAGUGUGUCAAGAGAUCUGUGAUUGGGAGACAGUGCCGCAUAGGCUCCAAUGUGAAGGGGGUUAAUUCAGUUGUGAUGGACCCAUGCCACCAUAGGAGGAGACGGUUGUUCUUCUAUUCAAGGCUCAGUCAUUUCCAGCAAUGCACAGCUUCAAGAGAGUGUUUCUACUGCCAGGUGGAAGCAGGGUAUGUAGUUUUUUUGCCGCGGGGGUGA